Molecule: messenger RNA, 2291 nt
Organism: Pelodiscus sinensis (Chinese soft-shelled turtle)
Lineage: Eukaryota; Metazoa; Chordata; Testudines; Trionychidae
Source: RefSeq, a predicted model, not a curated record
GGCCCGCCAGCCCCGGGGCAGAGGGUCCCAGCAGCCAGCGAGGGGGCCACGGAAUUCCUCUCGCUCCUCGGUGCGGAGGAGCUGCGCCCCUGCCUCUUCGCGGAGUCACUGGUCAUGGUCUCGGAGCACGGGCAGCCGCUGGGGCAGUUCUCCGUCUCGGUGCAGCCAGCCUGCUACGAGGAGCCGGGCGGGCAGGAAGAGGAUUGCUACCUGGUCUGCGCCACCAGCCAGGGCACCGUCAGCGACGUGCCCUGCAGCUCCUCCAUCACAGCGUACAUCUCGAAGCGCCUGGAAACCCUGGAGCAGCACCAGCAUGAAUACGUGAAGUUCCGAGCCCACCCCCUGGACAGAAAGACCCACGUGGCCAAGCGCGGCGGGCGGCUGCUUGUCAAGAAAGUCAUUGUGGAAGGAGAGGUGAGGGGGUGGCGUCCGCGGGGAUCUGCCCCCCCCACUAGUGUUUGGGACUCCAGGGCAGGGGCCGCCAGCAGCUGCGUCCCCCCGGGCCUAACCGCCGCCGCGACCUUCUCUUCACAGCCCGGCUUCAGCUUCAGGAAGCUCUGGGCCUUCACAGGCCCCGGGUUCCUCAUGAGCAUCGCCUUCCUGGACCCCGGCAACAUCGAGUCGGACCUGCAGUGCGGGGCCGUGGCCGGCUUCAAGGACUGCUGGGUUCUGCCCCCGCGCUGUGCGUGCCCCCCGGCGCGUCUCGGUGCCUCUCUGGCCAGAUCUGCCUCCCCUGGGUGCAGUAAGGCCCCAGCCAGGAGUCCGAGCCGCCUGCUGCUCUGGGCCACGAUCGAGGUUGCCAUCAUUGGCUCCGACAUGCAGGAGGUGAUCGGGACGGCCAUCGCUUUCAGCCUCCUCUCGGCCGGACGCAUCCCCCUGUGGGGCGGAGUCCUCAUCACCAUUGUGGACACCCUCUUCUUCCUCUUCCUGGAUAAAUACGGAGAGCCGACGCAGCGUUAUUACCGGGGCUGUCAAUUAAUCGCCGUGAACUCACGUGAUGACCUCCAACCAACGAAUCGCGGUUACGUGGUGGUGAAGCCAGACCAGCGGGAGGUGCUGAAGGGCAUCUUCUUCCCCUACUGCCACGGCUGCGGGCGGGGGGGGCUGCUGCAGGGUUGCGGAGCCAGGCUCCCUAGCGCUGGCCUGGCUGGCCCCGUAACACUGCCCCCCACCCAGACCCGGGAUGUGAAGCGCUCCGAGAGGCAGCAGGUGCGCGAGGCCAACAUGUACUUCCUGAUCGAGUCCUGCAUCGCCCUCUUCGUCUCCUUCCUCAUCAACCUCUUCGUCAUGGCCGUCUUCGGCCAGGCCUUCUACCACCGCACCAACCAGGACGUGUACAACGUCUGUGCCAACAGCAGCGUCAGCCAGUACGCCCCCAUCUUCCCCACCGACAACCAGACCGUCUCGGUGGACAUCUACCAAGGGGGCGUCAUCCUGGGCUGUUACUUUGGCUCCGUCGCACUCUACAUCUGGGCCAUUGGGAUCCUGGCCGCAGGGCAGAGCUCCACCAUGACCGGGACCUACGCUGGACAGUUCGUCAUGGAGGGGUUCCUGCAGCUGCGCUGGUCCCGCUUUGCCCGCGUGCUCUUCACCCGCUCCUUCGCCAUCCUCCCCACCGUCUUCAUCGCCGCCUUCAAGGACGUCAGCCACCUGACGGGCAUGAACGACCUGCUCAACGUGCUGCAGAGCCUGCUGCUGCCCUUCGCCGUCCUCCCGGUUCUCACUUUCACCAGCAUGCGGCCGCUCAUGCAGGAGUUUGCCAACGGCGUUGUCAGCAAGGUGCUGAUGGUCCUCAUCACCGGGCUGAUCUGCGCCAUUAACCUCUACUUCGUGGUGAUCUACAUCCCCACGCUGGGCAGCCUGGCCUACUACAUCCCCCUGGCCUUCGUGCUGGCCGGCUACCUGGCCUUCACCGCCUACCUGGGUUUCCUCCAGGAGGGUCGUUGGCUGGUGCAGGCCCACGAGGGGAACCGCUCCCGGAGCCAAGCCACCGCCGGGCCGAGCCUCCCGCCAAGAGCCUAGUGUUGCCCUUCAGCGCCGGUCACUGCUCCGAAUAGGAACAUUUCCCAGGAACCCGCCCCGGCUAUGCCACAGCACGUCCCACGGCGUGCGGCCACCUCUGGGGUGGAGCAGGGCAGCCAUAGUGCAGCACUGCCCGUUAGCAGCAGGGCCUCUGAUCAAGGACACCUGGCAAAGCCCUUCUCGGGGAGCAGGCCCGGGAGGUGACAUGGUGCAGACGGGGGCGUAAGGGUCUCCCCAGACAGGUCCCCCGGCUGGCGAGCACACGGCGC